AUGUCAUCGAACCGUAUAAUAAAGGAAAGAAUGCCAAUAGAAACCAUUUAUAUCAAUAGGUUAGAAGAGAAGGUGCCCAUAUCGAAGUUGAAACUGACGAUUCGUAGGGUAUUUGGCCAAUGUGGAACAAUUAUAAGCAUCGAAGCCAACAGUAGUCUAAAACGACGCGGACAAGUAUUUGUCACUUACAGUAAGAAAGAAGAGUCCAAAGCGGCAAUAGAGCGGUUUCAAGAUUUCAGAUUAUUCAGGAAUCCUAUUAAAGUAUCUUAUGCCCACAGUACAUCUGAUAAAAUACUUAGAUUGAACGGUGAGAUGGAUAAGAUUCAAGAACGAAGACGACUCAGAAAGAAGAGAGCCAAUGCAGCUGCAGCAGCUUUUGCUAUUGCUGCUAAGAAACAACAUAUGAAGAGUACCAACCAUUCGGAGACUCCAAUAGCACCUACUACCCCUGUGAAGGCCCAGGGAACGUUAAACGUGACAGAAUGGAAACUGUUACCCCCACAUAAUGUGCUUUUGUUACAGGGCAUCUCAUCUCAACAUACUAAAGAUACGAUUUGCAAGAUAUUCGAAAGUAGCAAUGGGUUCACAAACGUGCGGUACGUUGGUGUUCGGAGGUUAGCAUUUAUUGAGUUCGAAAUAGAGGCAAUGGCUACUGCUUGUUUGGAAACAAUAGAGGGAAUGAUACAGCAAGAGUUUGGGAACGAUGCGCUUCUUUCGUAUGCAAAGAAGUAG
Lizanozyma spartinae is the source of this 732-nucleotide messenger RNA. RefSeq lists its product as uncharacterized. Gene Ontology annotation, molecular function: RNA binding. The transcript has a single exon. Bases 1 to 732 code for a protein of 243 amino acids. The record is from RefSeq and is a predicted model, not a curated record. NCBI's taxonomy places the organism in Eukaryota, Fungi, Ascomycota, Pichiomycetes, Serinales, Debaryomycetaceae.